AUGGCAUACUCUUCAGGCGAGCCCGCGUCCGGCUACCUCGACGACUCGACCAGCCAGAUCGAACUGCUCCUCGGUAGCGACGAUGACGGCACAGCGCUCGUUCGCCUAAAGGAACCCGGCAGGAGGCGAGCCUGGACGGCCCGGCGCUGUUACUGCUGCCUAAAGAACCUUCUUCGCGACCUGAUACUCCACCAGCGAAGGCGGUUUCGCUACCGAAACGCAUCUUGGACUCACACAAUCUGGCUGGUGUUCAGAGUUCUUAGCUUCUUUAUAGGCGGAUUCAUCCUUGUCUCGGCGGUGCAGGCAAUAUUUCACCCAUCCUAUCAGCGGCCCCCUGCACACUAUGCACAGCUGCAGAGAAGGAUUCUCGGGUCGUCAGAACCAGGGCGUGCAAAUCCGGGGAAGGAAAAGAUAUUCAUCGCUGCAAAUAUCAUCAGGGAAGACUUGAUACGCGGAGCUUGGGGUGAUUCGUUGCUGGAACUCAUCGCCUUGCUGGGGGAGGACAACGUUUUUGUCAGUAUAUACGAGAAUGACAGCGGCAGGGCGAGCAAGAGAAUUAACCCUAAAAACCUCCAAGGUAACUCGUCGGUUGUUGCCGGAGACCAUCUUCGAUUUUCUGACCUGCCUACGACCACAGCGCCUGGCGGCAAGCAGCGUAUCAAACGGAUCGCGUACCUGGCGGAAGUUCGAAACCGAGCGCUCAGGCCUCUAGAUGCAACUACAACCCAUCAUCCGCUGAAUAUGGAGACUGCCUCUCUCCAAUCAAGCGGGGCUGGAGUCUACAUAAACCCUUUCAUUCGGGUUGCAUACACCGAGAACACAUGGAUAUGGCUGAAUUUCUUCCGCAGAUAUGAACGAAUAUUUGCCAACCUCCAGUGGAUCGUGAGCAGAAUUGGUUAUCCCGAAUAUAAUCCUCGCAGGCUACAUAAGACUGGUCAAAUGGUCAGGGAGAAAGUAUGGGUUCAAGGCGACGACGAGAACCAAGCUGGUUCGUUCCAGAUGUUGGAACGGAAGGCAGCGGCCGGGGGUUUCUGCGGCCAAAGACGAAUGUUUGUCAUGAAAGAUGACAUCAACGAUGCCAACAAGAAAGGAGAAAGAAACUGGGAGAAGAUACCCGUUCCGUCCUAUUAG
Nannizzia gypsea CBS 118893 is the source of this 1131-nucleotide messenger RNA. RefSeq lists its product as hypothetical. The transcript is spliced from 3 exons. The record is from RefSeq and is a predicted model, not a curated record. Bases 1 to 1131 code for a protein of 376 amino acids. Lineage: Eukaryota; Fungi; Ascomycota; Eurotiomycetes; Onygenales; Arthrodermataceae.